This is a messenger RNA of Musa acuminata AAA Group (dessert banana), 499 nucleotides long. RefSeq lists its product as uncharacterized. Gene Ontology annotation, cellular component: mitochondrion. Gene Ontology annotation, biological process: mitochondrial respiratory chain complex IV assembly. The transcript is spliced from 3 exons. The coding region runs from base 46 to 279 and encodes 77 amino acids. NCBI's taxonomy places the organism in Eukaryota, Viridiplantae, Streptophyta, Magnoliopsida, Zingiberales, Musaceae. The record is from RefSeq and is a predicted model, not a curated record.
CGAGGAGUGGCGCUCGCGAUAGAAAGAGCGAGGAGAGAGAGAGAGAUGUCGUCGGUAGGGACGUCGUCGAGGGGGCUGUUGGAGAUCGGCAAGUUCGCUCUGUACGUGACGGUACCCGUCGUUGCCACCUAUUGCUUCGCCACAGACUCCAAGACCCUCCACAAGCUCAUGGCCUUCCGUUCUUAUGUAGUUUAUCCACCCGAGGGUCCUCGCCCUCCUUCACCAGAGGAACUCAGGGAGAUGGCCCGACAAGUUGCUCGCAAGAACAACAACCAAUGAAUAAUUCACAGUGCAAGUUUAAGGUCUCAUUUUGCGGCUUUCUUAACUUGAAGGCUGCUAAUUAAAGAUUUCCUUUCAAGCAUAUGCUGCGAGCUAUACCUCCUCCAAUUGUGGUUGAAGUUCUCUUUUGAGACAUACAGUUCAUAGGCCAUAUGUCAUAAGUUUUAUGUAAUAAAAGGUGAUUUAUAUAAAAGUAAAUUGCAAUUAGAGUUUGUUUUCA